This is a messenger RNA of Microtus oregoni (creeping vole), 1488 nucleotides long. RefSeq names its product INSM transcriptional repressor 2 (gene Insm2). The coding region runs from base 1 to 1488 and encodes 495 amino acids. Lineage: Eukaryota; Metazoa; Chordata; Mammalia; Rodentia; Cricetidae. Gene Ontology annotation, biological process: negative regulation of transcription by RNA polymerase II; neuron differentiation; regulation of cell cycle process. Gene Ontology annotation, molecular function: DNA-binding transcription repressor activity, RNA polymerase II-specific; RNA polymerase II cis-regulatory region sequence-specific DNA binding. The record is from RefSeq and is a predicted model, not a curated record. Gene Ontology annotation, cellular component: transcription repressor complex; nucleus. The transcript has a single exon.
AUGCCGAGGGGCUUCCUGGUGAAGCGAACCAAGCGCUCGGGCAGCUCCUACCGCUCGCGCCCGGCCGAACCGCUUUUCCACCCUCCGGGUCCCCGCGCUGCACCGCCCUCCCCCGAGGAGCCCAGCCGGGGGCUGUCGGGGUCCCCUUGCUUCGAGCCCGCGUUGGACGGCGCCGAGUGGGGCGCGGGUGGCGGAGACGGCCCGGGACCCAGCCCCGCGAGGCCGGCGGGCCCCGAGCUGCGCCGCGCGUUCCUGGAGCGUUGCCUGCGCUCACCAGUCUCGGCCGAGUCCUUCCCCAGCGCCACAGCCUUCUGCUCCGCGGCGCCCGCGGCCGCGACCUCGGGGGAGCAGUUGGUGCCGUCUCGGGUUGCCGUCCCCAGCUCUGUCCCCGCACCGGCGCCCGUCCCUGCCCCGCACAGCCUCCAGCGCCGGGGCAAGGGCGCCCUGGGCUGCGCAUCAGCACCCGCGGCCGUCAGGAAGCCUAAGGCGGUGAGGAGGCUGAGCUUUGCAGACGAGGUGACCACGUCCCCGGUGCUCGGUCUAAAGAUCAAGGAGGAGGAGCCCGGGGAGCCGGCGCGGGCUUUGGGCGGCGUCCGCACGCCGCUGGGGGAGUUCAUCUGCCAACUGUGCAAGCAGCAGUACGCGGACCCCUUCGCGCUGGCUCAACACCGCUGCUCCCGCAUCGUGCGCGUCGAGUACCGCUGUCCCGAGUGCGACAAGGUCUUCAGCUGCCCCGCGAACCUCGCCUCCCACCGCCGCUGGCACAAGCCACGUCCCGCGCCGUCCUGCGCCGCGAGUAAACCUCCCUCCGCGCCGUUGACCCCUCCGGACCCCUCCCUGGCGGCGGGCAAGGAGAACGGCCGCAUGCCGCGGACCGACGAUCAGCACCCGCAGGUACGGGACAGCUCCGGGGACGGUCAGCACCGGGACAGCGCCGCGCGCCCAGGCCUGCAGGCGUUGGUGCACCCGGAGGCAGCACGACCGCAGGCUCCCUACCCCGAGGUGAUGCUAGGGCGCCGCGGUCUUGGGCCAGGCGGUGCCAGCCCGGGGGCGACAUCCGAGGUCUUCGUGUGCCCGUAUUGCCACAAAAAGUUCCGUCGCCAAGCCUAUCUGCGCAAGCACCUGGGCACCCACGAGGCGGGCCCGGCGCGAGCACCAGCCCCAGGUUUCGGCUCGGAGCACACAGCCCCACUUGCAUUUGCGUGCCCGCUUUGCGGGGCGCACUUCCCGUCCGCGGAUAUCCGAGAGAAGCACCGGCUAUGGCAUGCUGUCCGCGAGGAGCUGCUACUGCCCGCCUUGGUCGGGGCUCCUUCGGAAGCGGGCCCUGGAGGGGGAUCCGACGGUAGCACUCAGCAGAUUUUCUCAUGCAAGUACUGCCCUUCCACUUUUUUUAGCUCCCCGGGCUUGACCCGGCACAUCAAUAAGUGUCACCCCUCAGAAAGCCGGCAAGUGCUGCUGCUGCAGAUGCCACUGAGGCCUGGCUGCUGA